AUGGCACAUUUAGAACCUAACGCAGAAGCACAAGCACCUAUACGUCGACGCAUGUUUGGUUGCGAGUUCACUUACGACAACAUUAACCAUUUCCAAUACAAAGGAUAUUCCUUUGAUCCUCUACAAGAACCAGAAGUUUUCCAUGAAAAAAACAAUGAUAUCAAUUACUGGAAAGCACAGCUAGCUUUUCGGGGAGCGUCGUCGGCGGGUAAUGAUAUGGAUCAGAUAUGGGGAGGAGAUGAGUGGGAGGAGGAUGGGGAGGAUGAGGAGGCGGGUGAAUGGGAGGAUGAUUGGGAAGAGGAAGUAGAGGAGUAUGAAUUGUAUGAUGAGGUAAUGGAGGAUGAAGAAGAUGAUGAAUACGAACAGUAUUAUGAAAUUGGCGAACAUAGGGAUGAGGAUGAGGAUGAUAAUGGCCAUGCCGGUGGAAAUUUCGAAGGAAUAGUCAAUCUUAUUGGAGGCGGUGGCGGGAACUUGGAUUACACUUAUCGUUCAUGGCGUUUGUAA
Messenger RNA from Sclerotinia sclerotiorum 1980 UF-70, 504 nucleotides. RefSeq lists its product with no specific name. The record is from RefSeq and is a predicted model, not a curated record. NCBI's taxonomy places the organism in Eukaryota, Fungi, Ascomycota, Leotiomycetes, Helotiales, Sclerotiniaceae. The transcript is spliced from 2 exons. The coding region runs from base 1 to 504 and encodes 167 amino acids.